AUGGCUAGGGUGAUGAUGAGUGCAAAAAAUUUGUCUAAAAGGUUUUGGGCUGAGGCUGUCAACACAGCCUGUCACAUCUCAAACCGUGUGUAUCUAAGAUUAGGAUCUAUGAUGACUUCAUAUGAAAUUCUUUAUGCUGAAGAUGAAGUUGAUGACUUGAUUGCUGAAAGGGAAACAACAGAAGAAGACACUUCUGCCACAGAAAGCCCAGACACAAACAGUCCAAUCUUAAGAGAAGAAGGUGCUGAGCCAAGUGUCACCACAUCUGACUCAACACAUCCUACAGAGACUGAGUUGCAACCAACCCUAGAUGUCUGCAGAAAGGAACCAUCAAGCAGAAUCCAGAAAAAUCACCCAUCAACUCAAGUAGUGGUGGAACCCAGGAAUAUUGCAGAAGCUCUGAAAGAUGAAUUCUGGGUAAAUGCAAUGCAUGAAGACUACAUUGAGCCCGGCGACGAGCUGAACCCGAUUGACCCAGACAACUUUGAUUUUGUGGGUCCCUCUUCCACCGCCGGAAGAUUUCCAACGCGCCGGUCAAAGCGCACGAACCCGUUUCCAGAUCUGAACACUGCGGUGCCACAACGCCGAAGAGGAGAAAACUCUCCCCGGAGAGGAAGCAGAGGUGGAAGAAGAGGAAGCAGAGGUGGCCGCACUCCAGUCCAGUCAAACCCACGAAGAGGUCUUCAUCUGGUAGAUGAAGAAACUGAUGACGAAGCAGGGGAUCCUACCUUUGCUGCACCACAGGCUCAAGCCUUGUCCUCCAGCUCCUCUGAGUCUUCAUCCAACAACUCACCUUCUCCAGCAUCAACUCAGGGGGAGACGUCGCAGCCCAGCAUGGCAACAGCAGCCUCUCAACAUUCUGUUCCUGAAGGUGUUGCUGCACCUGUUUCAGAAGGUGUUGCUGCACCUGUCUCUGAAGGUGUUGCUGCACAUGCUCCAGAAGAUGCUGCUGCACCUACUGUUUCAGCAAAUGUUCCUCAGAAUGCUGCUGAGGAUGCUGCCCCUUAUCAGGAUGAAGAAAUGCAUGAUUUCUCUGGAAUGUCAUCAGCAGAGCAUGUAGACAUUCCAUUUGUCGAUGCUCAGGAGUUCACCACUACAGAAGAAACUCCAUCAGCACCUCAGGGAGAUCCUCUGGAAACCCUGGCAGAAGCAGCAGCUCAAGCAGAUACAAUUCCUCCUCAGGCUGAAGAAUCAGAGAAAAGUGAAGACAGUUGGGAGGUUCCACUGGCUACUUUUCGCAAAAACUUGUCCUCUUCUGAUUCCGACAGUGAAUCCUCUGAAGACUCUUCUCAGCAGGAAGAAGGUGUUGCCCCACGUGCUGCAUCACCUGAACCAGCAUAUGUCCCUGAUGAGCUUGAAGAUUCAGAAGAUGAUGAUUCCUCAGAAGAAGAAGAACCAGACCUGGAUGGGAAGAACUUGUCAACCCCUUUUGAGGUAACAAAUGCCUUCAGUCCUAAUUUCUAUUUUGAGUCUGAUUCAUUGUUGAGUCCUCAAGUCAUGAAUUGUCAUUUCAUUGAGGAGAAGAAAAUUUCUAAGGAAGAAUUUGAUAAGCAUAGGAUAACAGCUUUUCUUCACCAAAGAAAAAUCCUUAACCUAGUUGAGAUUGCCUGCUCUUAUGAUCCCUUGGUUGUGAAAGAACUCACAGUGGCUAAUUGGAUUCCAUCCAAAAAUGUCUCUGUGGUAACUAAGCCUCAUGCUGUACUCAUGUACAAAUUGGGGAUGGGUUUACCAGUGGAUUUUGGCAAACUGUUCUUUGAUACUACUGGUCAUCUUGCCCAGAAAAUUUCACCCUCCACUCACCUCCCCUAUCCUUCUCUCAUCUAUUCCAUCUUACUCUCUCAAAACUUGGGCCAAGAUGACUCAGAAUAUCUUCACACCCCACAAGGUCAAAAUAACAUUGGUACUGAGGGUGUUGCACCUCAUGUUGACAACACUUCUAACCUUCUUGUGUCUGUUCCUAGAGAUCUCCUAUUGCAGCAGCUUACUCAUUCUCUAGCUCAGAUUACCUAUCAUCAGUCCAUGGUGGAGCUGAUUCAGAAGGCUCUUUCUGAUCAAAAAGGGGGAGAAAAAGAUCAUGAAACUGAAGCAGGAACAUCUCAUCCUUUGGAUGUUAGAGGCAGAGAGCAAGGAGUCAAUGAAGAGGAAGCAAAGAAAGAGGGGGAAGCUCAAGAAGAAAGCAGUGGAUCUAGUGAUGGAGGAGGAGCAGCAGCUGAAAUCGAGGAAACCUUGGAGACUUUGGAUAUUUUACUUUAG
This is a messenger RNA of Erythranthe guttata (spotted monkey flower), 2253 nucleotides long. Lineage: Eukaryota; Viridiplantae; Streptophyta; Magnoliopsida; Lamiales; Phrymaceae. The record is from RefSeq and is a predicted model, not a curated record.